GCGCAGGGCCCGGCCCCUCGGCGGUCGCGGGCGGGAGCCGGCGCGCCGCGGCCCCCAGGACACGCGCGGACCCGCCGCUGCUCCCUGCUGAUCAUGAACAAGAUGAAGAACUUUAAGCGCCGCUUCUCCCUAUCUGUGCCCCGCACGGAGACCAUCGAGGAGUCCUUGGCAGAGUUCACAGAGCAGUUCAACCAGCUCCACAACCGGCGCAAUGAGGACCUGCAGCUUGGUCCUCUUGGUGGAGACACCCAGCCAGAGUCCAGCACCUUCUCCCCCACAGACAGUGGGGAGGACCGCGGGCAGCCAUCCCCAGGCGUGCAGUACCGGCGGCAGAACCAACGCCGCUUCUCCAUGGAGGACAUCAGUAAGAGGCUCUCUCUGCCCAUGGACAUCCGCCUGCCCCAGGAAUUCCUACAGAAGCUGCAGCUGGAGAGCCCAGACCUGCCCAAACCGCUCACCCGAAUGUCCCGCCGCGCCUCCCUGUCAGAUAUCGGCUUUGGGAAACUGGAAACAUACGUGAAACUAGACAAACUGGGAGAGGGAACCUAUGCCACGGUCUUCAAGGGGCGCAGCAAACUGACAGAGAACCUCGUGGCCCUGAAGGAGAUCCGGCUGGAGCAUGAGGAGGGGGCGCCCUGCACCGCCAUCCGCGAGGUGUCUCUCCUGCGGAACCUGAAGCACGCCAACAUCGUGACGCUCCACGACCUGGUGCACACGGAGCGCUCGCUCACCCUGGUGUUUGAGUACCUGGACCGAGACCUGAAGCAGUAUCUGGACCACUGUGGGAACCUCAUGAGCAUGCACAACGUCAAGAUUUUCAUGUUCCAGCUGCUCCGGGGCCUCGCCUACUGCCACCGCCGCAAGAUCCUGCACCGGGACCUGAAGCCCCAGAACCUGCUCAUCAACGAGAGAGGGGAGCUGAAGCUGGCUGAUUUUGGACUGGCCCGGGCCAAGUCAGUGCCCACGAAGACCUACUCCAAUGAGGUGGUGACCCUGUGGUACAGGCCCCCCGACGUGCUGCUGGGGUCCACGGAGUACUCCACCCCCCUCGACAUGUGGGGUGUGGGCUGCAUCCACUAUGAGAUGGCCACAGGGAGGCCACUCUUCCCCGGCUCCACGGUCAAGGAGGAGCUACACCUCAUCUUCCGACUCCUCGGGACCCCCACGGAAGAGACGUGGCCCGGGGUCACGGCCCUGUCCGAGUUCCGAGCCUACAACUUCCCCCGGUACCUCCCGCAGCCGCUCCUCAGCCAUGCUCCCAGGUUGGACCCUGACGGCAUCAAUCUCCUGAGCGGCCUCCUCCUGUAUGAAUCCAAGAGCCGCGUGUCAGCAGAGGCGGCACUGAGGCACCCCUACUUCCGGUCUCUGGGGGAGCGUGUGCACCAGCUUGAAGACACCGCCUCCCUCUUCUCCCUGAAGGAGAUCCAGCUCCAGAAGGACCCCGGCUACCGGGGCCUGGCCUUCCAGCAGCCAGGGCGAGGGAAAAACCGGCGGCAGAGCAUCUUCUGAGUUGCACGCGCCCUGCUGUGGCCCAGGGGCGAGAGGUCACUCCAUGCACAGCUGCGGUGGGAUGGGGCCCACGCGGCCUCGGAGGACAGACAAAUGCGGGCUAGUGGCCGGCCCAGGAGACCUCGGGCAGCCCUGCUGGCCGUGGCUGCUUCCUCUCUCUGCUUCCCACAUGCCUCCCCGGUGGCCUUGGCCCAAACACCAACCCCCUCCACCACCUGCCCUGGGGCCAGGCAUGAGCUGCUUCCCUGGGAAGAGGCCGUGGGCAGAGAGGACCUCAGGCACUUUCCCACCCUGAAGCCCUUGGGCACCCGCGGGGAGACCACACGGACCGGGGAGUCCAGAGGCUGAGCUGAGCGCUGUGCCCUGGACACGGGCACCACCGUGCCCCCCGACCUCCUGGAGGCCUGCCUGCCUGCCUGCCUGCCUCACCAGUUUGGUUGAGACCCUUUCAGGCCCCCUGGGAGCCCACACAUCUUCCCCCAGUUUCCCCUCCGAGGGCAGGAAGCGACAUGGCACCUUGUCUGGGACCUUGGAACCCUGGGUGCCAAUGUUUGUGCCAAAGCCCCUCCCACCUGAGGGGGCAGGUGUCUGCCAAGGGACAGAGCCACAACCCCUCUCCCAUCGCUCCGCUCCUCGCCAGGGGCCCUGUGUGCUGCUGGGGGCCCAGCCGAGUCCCGCGGGGCCCUGGCCCCCAGCAGCGCUCCUGAAGCUCGGAGGAGCCCGUCCCCCACCCCAGUCUGAGCGGGAUUGCCUUAAACUGCAGGCGGGAGAGCACGCACUGCCCUGGGAGCUCUGCCUCCCGCUCCUACCUGUCUGCCCUCUCCCCAGAGCUCUUCCUGCUCAUCAUCCCCGGGUGCUGGUGGGUCCGCCCUGCACCAGCGUCCAGUGGGCAGCUCCCGGGUGUGCAGGCUUACCCUGAGCCUGGUGCCAGGCCGGCCCCAGCCCUGUGGUGUUGGCACAGCCUCCCUCCUCCUCCCCAGUGCCCGUGGCUCUGUCCUUGCUCUGGCCUGUCUGGAGCCUCCCCAUGCCCAGAGGAGACCGCGCCCACAGUCUGAGGUGCAGGAAGGUGGGAUGGGAUGGGGUCAGCUCUUACCCUGAGCCCCAGGGUACCGGGAGUGUGCAGGGCCGUGGCCCCCGAGAAGGCGCCUCUACCCACCUAUGGAGCACGCCUCUUGUAUUCCCAAAGUCUCAACACUGGGCUGGGUCUUAGAUGUCAAGGUCAAAGGGAGGCCAGGCCGCCUGCCCAACCCCCUUCCACCUGAGGAGCGGCCCUAGAGGGUCUUGGCUUCCCCAUAAGUGCCCCCCCCACCCCCCACCACUGUACUGUGAAUGUCCUGUGACUCAGCAUAAAGACAGAUAAUAUAUUUAAUUCAUGUUGUA
This is a messenger RNA of Dama dama (fallow deer), 2889 nucleotides long. It is a transcript of the gene CDK18, whose product is annotated as cyclin dependent kinase 18. The transcript has 16 exons. NCBI's taxonomy places the organism in Eukaryota, Metazoa, Chordata, Mammalia, Artiodactyla, Cervidae. Gene Ontology annotation, cellular component: nucleus; cytoplasm. The record is from RefSeq and is a predicted model, not a curated record. Gene Ontology annotation, molecular function: protein kinase activity; ATP binding. Bases 94 to 1509 code for a protein of 471 amino acids. Gene Ontology annotation, biological process: protein phosphorylation.